AUGAGCUGCAGCAUCAAGAGAUCAUCCAGCACCUCGUACAGGAGCGGAGGAGGAGCUGGAGGCGCCUGUGGUGGCAGCAGCGGCCGCAGCUCCUCCGUGUCCUGCCGGCGCUACGCCUCCUCCGUGAUCGGCGGUGGCAGCUACGGCGGGGCAGCCUGCGGGGGCUACGGGGGCGGCCUGAGCAUGGGCAGCCUGGCCGGGGGCUUUGGCGGGGGCUUUGCGGGCAGCUGCGGCCCUGGGGGGGACCUGCUGCUCAGUGGCAAUGAGAAGGUCACCAUGCAGAACCUCAACGACCGCCUGGCGGCUUACCUGGAGAAGGUGCGAAGGCUGGAGGAAGAGAACGCUCAGCUUGAGCACCACAUCCGGGAGUGGUACAGGAAACAAGCUCCCAACGUUUCCAAGGACUACAGCUCCUACUACCAGACCAUUGAACAACUCCAAAAUCAGAUUAUUUCUGCCACUGUGGACAACAACAGAAUGCUUCUGGACAUCGAUAACAGCAAGAUGACUGCCGAUGACUUCCGAAUGAAGUAUGAGAAUGAGCUGGUCAUCCGUCAGACUGUGGAGUCUGACAUCAAUGGACUGAGAAAUCUCAUGGAUGACCUGACUCUGGUUAGAUCUUCACUGGAAUCUGAGCUGGAGACCUUGAAGGAUGAGCUGAUUGCUCUGAAGAGAAACCAUGAGGAGGAAAUGAAGCAGCUCCAGUCCCAAACUGGUGGCGAUGUGAGCGUGGAGGUCAAUGCUGCCCCUGGAGAAGACUUGACAAAGAUCCUGAAUGACCUGAGAGAUGAAUAUGAGCAGAUCAUUGCAAAGAACCGCAAGGAGGUGGAGCAGUGGUAUGAAGUCAAGAUCCAAGAAGUCAAUCAGCAGGUCACUUCCAGCAGCCAGGACAUCCAGACAAGCAGCCACCAGCUCACCGAGCUGAGGCGCGAGAUGCAGAACCUGGAGAUCGAACUGCAGGCGCAGCUCAGCACGAAAGGCUCUCUGGAAAACUCCUUGGCAGAAACCGAGUCUCGCUACAGCUGCCUGCUCCAACAAAUCCAGGGGCAGGUCAACUCUGUGGAGGAGGAGCUGGCCAGCAUCCGCUGUGAGAUGGAGAGUCAGAGCCAGGAGUACAAGAUGCUCCUGGGUAUAAAAACCCGCCUGGAGCAGGAGAUCCAGCAGUACCGGGCGCUGCUGCAGGAGGGGCAGCAGGAUCUUGUUGCCUCCCAAGGAGCUUUCCAAGGAGGUGGAAAAUCCUCCCAGACUUAUUCUGCCUCCUACUCUCAUUCCCAGUGUGGGGAGAUGUCAGGGCAGUCAAGAGUGUGCUAGAGCACCAGGAGAGACCCUGGCACCAUCCAGCUGAGAUGCACCAACCAUGGGCA
Molecule: messenger RNA, 1364 nt
Organism: Poecile atricapillus (Black-capped chickadee)
Lineage: Eukaryota; Metazoa; Chordata; Aves; Passeriformes; Paridae
Product: keratin, type I cytoskeletal 16-like
Exons: 8
Coding region: 1-1311 (436 amino acids)
Cellular component (GO): keratin filament
Molecular function (GO): structural molecule activity
Source: RefSeq, a predicted model, not a curated record